AUGGCUUCGUCAAAAGGCCCGGCCUUGUCUUUAGACGAGUGCCGCUGUCUCAUCUGUAUGGAAUUCCUCAUCGAGCCGGUAACUCUGCCUUGCAACCACACGAUGUGCAGGUUCUGCUUUGAGGCACUUAUGCAAAAUGAAAAUUUGUCCUGCCCUUUCUGCCGCUGCUGGAUCUCUUCUUGGGCUCCGUUUGAUAUCUGCGUGGACAGUUUUAUCAAUGAGGAACUGUGGGAGAGGAUUCAAGCUCAGUAUCCGCAGGAAUGCAUAGACAGGGCAUCGCUGGUCUUCAAAGAUGAUUCACCUGUCCGAAAACUAAGCAACCCUGGGGAACUGAGGAAAGAAUAUGAAGAGGAGAUGAUGAGGAUGGAGGCCGAGCGCCAGGCCACUGAGGAAAGACUGAACAGAGCUAGUGAGGAAUACAUAAGAGAGUUAUUGGCCAUGGACAUGGAGGAAGAAAGAAAAAAGGCAGAAAAGCUGAGACUGGAGAAACAACGGCAAAUGGAGGAGGAAGAGGCCAAACAGCUCAGCCUAAGUGAAUCGGGCACAUCCCCAAGAAAAAGAAAGUGCAAACGGAAACACUGUGACGGUGUUUCAAAGUCUUCUCUUCAGGCUCAGCCUGAGGCAGCAUCCAAGCACAGAGCUGUGCAAGAUGGCCAGAAAACAUCUGCGCGAACCGACGGGGAUGGGAUGAGCCCUACGGGACAAGACAUUAAAACUGAAGAAGAUACUCCAGCAGCUACUCUCUCGUCAAGUCCGGUGAGUCCAAAACAAGGCACAUCGAGACCUUUCGGCCGUGAUGGGAACGUGGGCAGCUCAGAAGACGAGGCGCCCAAACCUAGCUGCUCUAACUACAGCAGGUAUACCCGGUGUAAGAACAUUGAACCGGAGGCUGCCGCUGCUCACUCCUCUGCCCAAACAGAGAGUGGGAACAGUGGGUCAGGCGUGAAAGAGGAACCUGAAGACCACACAGCUGAGGCAAAAGAUGAAGUACCUCACACUCUGAGCAGAAAGCAUACUUCCAAGAGGAAGCAUCAGGAACCUGCGGCAGCCAGGGAGCCAGGCAUUUCUUACGAAACGCCCCCUGAGGGUUCCUCAGACGAGGAGGAACCGCAAGACUUCAUGACCAAAAGGCUGAUUGAUUUGGAGAAUCUGUAUUUUGAGAAGCAUCAACAAGAAGAACAAGACAGACUAUACGCACUGGAGCUUCAAAGAGCAUGGGAUGAAGACCUACAAAGGGAAACGCGGAGGAAAGUGUACCCAAGGAAAUAUCCACCGCAGUACGAGGCCUUCCAUCUAGACACCUCAGCAAAAGACAAUUCCAAAGAUAAGAACAUCUGAAAGGGACGCCUGAGAGCCUCCUGCUAGUCUUCUGAGCAUGGUAUUUACAAGUGUGCAUCACUACAACAAGCUGCAUUCAUCUUUAAUGGACUUUAUGAGAAUAUAAAUGUGGUUCUGUAAAACUUAAAGUGAAAAGCAAGGGUGCCUAGCAUCCAUACUAUUAAUAGUUGUGCUAUUGUUAGCAGGGGUGUUAAGUUAGAUAGUUCUUUUUUUUAAUUUUUUUUCCUAUUUAUUUUUAUUUAUGAUUACAGAGAAUAUAAAUGUGGUUCUGUAAAACUUAAAGUGAUACUCAAGGGUGCCUAGCAUCCAUGCUAUUAAUAGAUGUGCUAUUGUUAGCAGGGGUGUUAAGUUUGACAGUUCUUUUUUAUAUUUUUUCCUAUUUAUUUUUAUUUAUGAUUAUAGAGAAUAUAAAUGUGGUUCUGUAAAACUUAAAGUGAUAUUCAAGGGUGCCUAGCAUCCAUGCUAUUAAUAGAUGUGCUAUUGUUAGCAGGGGUGUUAAGUUAGAUAGUUCUUUUUUAUAUUUUUCCUAUUUAUUUUUAUUUAUGAUUAUAGAGAAUAUAAAUGUGGUUCUGUAAAACUUAAAGUGAUACUCAAGAGUGCCUAGCCUCCACGCUAUUAAUAGAUGUGCUAUUGUUAGCAGGGGUGUUAAGUUUGAUAGUUCUUUUUUUUUAUAUUUUUCCUAUUUUUAUUUAUGAUUAUAGAGAAUAUAAAUGUGGUUCUGUAAAACUUAAGUGAUACUCAAGGGUGCCUAGCAUCCAUGCUAUUAAUAGAUGUGCUAUUGUUAGUAGGGGUGUUAAGUUUGAUAGUUCUUUAUUUUUUUCCUAUUUAUUUAUUUAUUUAUUAUUAUACACAUUGUAUCCCUAGUCUCCUACCAAUCCCAUCCUCUCUCAAUCUUCCCCCAUACCCCUACCUCAGUCCACUGAUAGGGGAGGUCUUCCUCUCCUUGCAUCUGACCCUAGCCUAUCAGGUCUCAUCAGGACUGGCUGCAUUGUCUUCCUAUGUGGCCUGGUAAGGCUGCUCCCCUCUCAGGGGGAGGUGAUCAAAGAGCCACACACUGAGUUCAUGCCAAAGACAGUCCCUGUUAGCCAUUUGGAGACUGAGCUGCCAUGGGCUACAUCUGUGCAUGUGUUCUAGGCUAUCUCCAUGCACGGUCCUUGGUUAGAGUAUCAUUCUCAGAAAAGACACCUGUGCCCAGAAUUUUUGGUUCUGUUACUCUCCUUGUGGAACUCCUGUCCCCUCCAGGUCUUUCAUCUCCCCUUUCUUUCAAGUUUGAUAGUUCUUAUAGAUAUAAAAUGCCUUGGGAUUGCUAGACCUUUUGAGGUUUUGUAUCCCCAACCCACAAAUCGCUUGCAAGUUAAACAAGCUUUUUGGAAGGUUUUUUGUUUGCUGGGUUGAUUGUUUUGUGUGGAAUAAAGAGGCAGGGAGAUAACUGUUAAGUUUGAGGCCAGCCUUAUUUACAUAGUAGGUUUCAGAGGGCUAUAGGAGAGCCCAUCUCAGACAAAAUAUACCAAAUAAAAGAACAAACUUAAUAUGGAAUGAAAGGGCUAGAGGUUUAAGUUAGUACUAAAGUGCUCUGAGUUCCAGUUGCUGGUCUGGAAAACAAAAAUAAAAUGGUGAAAAAGAAACGGAUAAGAAUAUAGGAGUUUACUCCAAGAGAAUAACCAUAAAAUAUUUUAUGGUUAAGGAAUUUCAAAUAAUUACAUUAUUUCCACAUAGUAUCCCUUCUGUUGAUACUACUUUUUGUAUGUAUUGAGACAAAUAGUAAGAUAUUUAGGGGCUGGGUUUGGUGGCACAAGGCUAUAAUCCCAGCAUCUAGGAGAUUGCGACAGGAGAACCAAAAGUUCAAGGCCAGCCCGGGCUCCAUGGCAAGGCCCUGUCUCAAAGUUUUAAAAAUAGGAGUUGGGAAUUUAGUGCAGAAGUAGCAUAGGUGACUAUAUGGCGUAAGACCCUGGAUUUGUAUCCUAGUACCAAAACAAAGAAUAAAAUAAAAACAAAGAAUAAAAUAAGUAUGAUAGUUGUGAGCUAGUGAAGUAUCCAGAGAUUGCUCUGUGGGAGGUGACUGAAGGAAAUGGGGGCCCAGAUGGAAAACACUGAAGAAGCCAACAGACAUUAGAUUCCAGCCUCCACCUGUCAACAAGAGCCUGAUGGUAACAACUCUCCAGGGAACACUUAGAUCUUCAGCAAUUGAUGGAGACUGCCAGAAGCUGCCAGAAGACACCUUUCUGUCUAUUGGUUUGGUUUUAUUUCAUUAAUAUAAACUUUUAGCAGAUAGUUGCAACAUUUCUAAGAGUCACAUCCUUUUUGCCUUUCAUUUAACAUUUUAAUUAGUUUUAACUAAAAGUUUUAAUUAGCUUAUAACAUUGUAGGUUUCCUUUGGAUAUCUUCAUGCAUAGUUUUGGUUGACCCCACUCUCAACCACUCUUCUCCAUCAUCUCCCUGACUCCUCCUCCAUCCCCUCCUCUCCUCCAUUUCCCUGACAUUUACCCCCCCAACACACACACACUUAAACCCACCCUCAAUAAUCCCCCUUCUAUUUUCAUAUCUAGUGUUCUAUUGCCCUCCCUACCUUAAAGCUUCAUUUCCCUUCCUCUAAAGGGGGCCAUUUCUAGUUUCUAGGCCUCUACACACACCCACUCUCACAUGAAUUUAUACAGAUAAAACUUAGAAGCUUGGAUUUGUGUAUAUAGUGUUUGUCUUUUAUGUCCUAUGGUUAAUCUACCCUAUGUUUCUCAAUGAUUAUUUCAAUAUGCUCUCCAAAAUUUGUGAUGAUUGUUAAUCUUCAUAUACUUAAUGUUAUCUGUAUCAAUUUUACUGAAUAUAUUUAAUUUUUUUGCAUAGCUGGGUAUAGCACCUAGGACCGUGCAGAUAUUGGGCAUGCACUGCACCACAAAGUAUAUUCCAGCCCUCUGGUGCCAAUUUCAAUUUUUGUUUUUAGAGACAGUGUUUCUCUGUGUAGCCCGGCUGUCCUGGACUUAAUUUGUAGAUCAGGCUGGUAUGGACCAGGGUGUCCUUGAACUCACAGAUCUGCCUGCCUCUGCCUCACCCAGUGCUGGGAUUACAGAUGUGCACCACUGCGCCCAGCUCCCAAUUUUACUUUUGAUUUGCGUUUUCUCAUUAAAAAAUAUCCUUUGAGCAAUGAUUGUGAUGAUAAUGUAGUACUGAUUGGAAACUAACAUUUUUCUAAAAGACAAAUAUCUCUUCUCAUCACAUCAAUAUUGUUUCUAAGAGCAGUAUUAGUAUUAGACAUUUUUGGAGCCUCUCAAAAUAAAACGUAUGUAAUUAAAUCUUUUUAGACUAGACAAAAACUAAAAUUUAAAAAGGCUACAUCGUGAUAUAUUUAGGAUUUAUAUUUUUGUUUGUGAAGAUGUCUCCCUAAAGUUCAUUUUAAGAUAUAUUUUUCUCUAUUAGUCUUUGCUUUUUCUACCAUAUGUGAAUUUGUUAGACUAAUAAAAAUAUCUGUGCCAGUGAUUGGAAUGUACUACCAACCUUUUCACUUUGGUAGAAUACAAAAAAAUACUAAAUUUCUCAGUGAAAACUAAAGCUGUACACAUGUUAAGAAUAUAAAAAUUAAAGGAAUAAAAAUUAAUAAAUAAAA
Meriones unguiculatus (Mongolian gerbil) is the source of this 4933-nucleotide messenger RNA. RefSeq names its product E3 ubiquitin-protein ligase RNF168-like. Gene Ontology annotation, biological process: double-strand break repair. The transcript has 2 exons. Gene Ontology annotation, cellular component: site of double-strand break; nucleus. NCBI's taxonomy places the organism in Eukaryota, Metazoa, Chordata, Mammalia, Rodentia, Muridae. Gene Ontology annotation, molecular function: nucleosome binding; metal ion binding; ubiquitin-protein transferase activity. Bases 1 to 1338 code for a protein of 445 amino acids. The record is from RefSeq and is a predicted model, not a curated record.